UGAAAUGUUUCCACUUAAAUAACGUAGACUUGACUUUAAAUGUAUUUAGUAAAAAAUGCUAUUACACUUUUUACAGAAAACUGCAAAUAAACUAUUGUUAAGGAAAAUGUCGGAUUACCGGGAUAUAUUUCGAAGGCCGGAAACCCAGAACUGGUUUAAGGCGGCCAUGGGUAUAAAUAUCGCACGUGAAUGCCUGCUCGACAUUGUAAAAGAGGCUAUGCACGAAUUUUAUCAUACCAUCCGUAAAGAGAUAAACCGAAAACACGGUAUUCCGGAGAUCGCUGUCUGCAGUCAAUGUCAAACUCCAAACGUGCUGCCCUGUGAUACCGAUAAUAAGUGCUGCAAAUACAGAAAAUGCAAAUUUCAUGCAAUUUACAAGCCGCAGAAUUGCCCCGGUAACAAUUUAUGUAAUAACAUUUGUAAGGAAAUUGUAGAAAAUUACCGAUUUCGCAAUCGUUCAAAGCCAAAAAGCCAUCAAGGCCCCACAUGGGUAAACACUGAUGCGUGCAAAUGGUGUGUACACUCUUGGCAGAUUGCCAAAUGCUAUCUCUCAAAAGACGGCUACAAAGACGCAAACAAAGCAGAAGAUACCGACUUUAAUGGCAUCGUAAAUGUCAUAUUAAACUGUGAAUUCUUUCAAAGGUAUUUCACGGAAGACCUGACACAAACGGAAAAUGUCUGCACAAAGGCUAGAGAUGUUGGGCGUGACGUUCGCCAUGCGCCCUCAAACGCCAUGACUCAACAGGAGAGUGACCAAGCCAUCGACACUCUAGUAGCGUUGUUGCAGAGCCUAAAACAUGCCGAUCACCAAGGCGCUUCGAAGUCUGCCGUGGACAAAUUAACACAGUUGAAGAACAAUACACUGGCUAUAACAGACGAAGAUGUAACGAAGAUCCUUGAAGCAUUCAAAGAAUGUUUGACAGAAGAAAUCAAAAGAAUUCUCUUAUACGAAAAGGAUAAACUUGUAGUUACAAUGGAGAACACGGGCAAAAGCAUCACUGCAGAAAUCAUAAAAGCUGGAGAAGAACAAAUUGCGAUUAUAAAGAGGACAAAUGAAGACAAUUCAUGCAUAAAAAGCAAACGUGCAAGGAAGGGCUUGGACUCGGAUCAAGAUCCAGGAAGAACUGACAAUGACAUUGCACCGGGCGGAUCGAUUGAGAGUCCAUUUGCAAGAGACAUUCCAUUAUUCAAAAUUAAGGCCUGGUUAAUAGAACAGUACCAGUCGAAGUGUGUCGCGCCGGUGUCGAUGCUGGAUUCUGACAUAGAUGUACCUUUAGAACGGAUCUACGUUCCCCCGUCAAUCAAGAAACUUAAAAGAGGCCAGGAAGAUAGAUGUGGAGGGAUUGAGACGGACAAUACAUCAAGGGGGGAAAACAACAUAGACAUUGAAGACAAUCUGAACGCCAUACAGUCGGUGUAUUGUGAUGGUAAGUCAAUUCUGGACAUCGGUCAUUAA
This is a messenger RNA of Dreissena polymorpha, 1456 nucleotides long. RefSeq lists its product as uncharacterized. NCBI's taxonomy places the organism in Eukaryota, Metazoa, Mollusca, Bivalvia, Myida, Dreissenidae. The transcript has 5 exons. The record is from RefSeq and is a predicted model, not a curated record. The coding region runs from base 56 to 1456 and encodes 466 amino acids.